AUGGCUCGUACGAAGCAAACCGCUCGAAAAUCUACGGGUGGUAAAGCACCAAGAAAACAAUUGGCUACUAAAGCUGCACGUAAAAGUGCACCAUCCACUGGGGGUGUAAAAAAACCUCACAGGUACCGACCUGGUACUGUCGCCCUUCGAGAAAUUCGUCGGUAUCAGAAAAGUACAGAAUUGUUGAUUCGAAAAUUGCCGUUCCAGCGACUCGUUCGUGAAAUCGCACAAGACUUCAAAACUGAUCUCCGUUUCCAGAGUGCAGCUAUAGGAGCUUUGCAAGAAGCAAGCGAAGCUUAUUUGGUUGGGCUUUUCGAAGACACUAACUUAUGCGCUAUUCACGCCAAGCGAGUUACCAUUAUGCCCAAAGACAUUCAACUUGCAAGGCGUAUCAGAGGAGAACGAGCCUAA
This is a messenger RNA of Pediculus humanus corporis (human body louse), 411 nucleotides long. RefSeq names its product histone H3.3. Gene Ontology annotation, cellular component: nucleosome. Gene Ontology annotation, molecular function: DNA binding; protein heterodimerization activity; structural constituent of chromatin. The record is from RefSeq and is a predicted model, not a curated record. Bases 1 to 411 code for a protein of 136 amino acids. The transcript is spliced from 2 exons. Lineage: Eukaryota; Metazoa; Arthropoda; Insecta; Psocodea; Pediculidae.